Messenger RNA from Arabidopsis arenosa, 1682 nucleotides. Lineage: Eukaryota; Viridiplantae; Streptophyta; Magnoliopsida; Brassicales; Brassicaceae. The record is from the annotation of a GenBank genome assembly.
AGAUUUAGAAUCAGAUCUCUUUCUUUCUCUUUUUCAUGUCUCAACCACCGUGGAGAUGCUUCUCUCUACUCUUCUUUGUUCUCACCAUUGUUACUAAAACUUCUUCUGCAUCUACUUCAUGUUCUUCUUCAUUUCAUUGCCCACCGUUUAACUCCUCACCACCGUACCCAUUCUCAUCUUCUCCGGGAUGUGGCCACCCAAACUUCCAGAUCCAAUGCUCAUCUUCACGCGCCACCAUCACUAUCAAAAACCUCACUUUCUCUAUCCUCCAUUACUCAUCUCUCUCCUCUUCUCUAACCCUCUCUCCCAUCACAAACUCUAACCGGACCAACAACAACUGUUCUUCUCUCCGGUUCUCCUCCUCACCAAACCGGUUCAUCGACUUAACCGGUUCACCUUUCAGAGUCUCUGACUCUUCUUGCUCUCGUCUCUCUCUUCUCCGUCCUUGUUCUCCUUUAACUCUCCCUAACUGUUCUCGUUGUCCUUGGGACUGUAAACUUCUAAAGAAUCCGGGUCGGAUCCUCCACGGUUGCGAAUCAACCCACGGGUCGUUAUCUGAACAAGGCUGUCAAGGAGAUCUUCUUGGGUUUCUGCAAGAUUUCUUCACUAGAUUUGGAUUUGAAGUUGAAUGGGACGAAUCUCAAGAUCCUUACUUUGCUAAAUGCAGAGAUUGUCAAAUCAAGAAUGGUGUUUGCGGGUUUAAUUCGACCCACCCGAAUCAAGAUUUCCUCUGUUUCCACAAAUCAAGAUCCGAAUUAGUAACUCAGAGAGAUUCUAAAAGAGUCAAUCACAUCGCUGUGUUGUCUCUUAUCUUCGCUUUGACAUGUCUCUUGCUUGCUUUCUCCGUCGCCGUAGCGAUUUUCCGAUCACGGAGAGCGAGUUUCUUGUCUUCAGUCAACGAAGAAGACCCGGCUGCUCUCUUCCUCCGCCGCCACCGCUCCGCCGCUCUUCUCCCACCAGUCUUCACCUUCGAAGAGCUCGAAUCCGCCACAAACAAAUUCGACCCCAAGCGCAAAAUCGGCGACGGUGGUUUCGGUUCUGUUUACUUAGGCCAACUCAGCGACGGACAACUCCUCGCCGUUAAAUUCCUCCACCAUCACCACGGCGCAACCGCCGCCGCCACCGAGCAUUGCAAAGCAUUCUCGAUGAAGCUCUUGGUGUUGUCAGAGACGACGGUGAAUUCAGCUUCUUCGUCUGAUUAUGUUUGUACCGGACCACAAGGUACGCCCGGUUAUUUAGACCCGGAUUAUCACCGGUCUUUUCGGUUAACGGAGAAGAGUGACGUGUAUAGCUACGGUGUCGUUUUGAUGGAGUUGAUUACGGGUAUGAAAGCUGUUGAUCAACGUCGUGAGAAGAGGGACAUGGCUUUAGCGGAUCUUGUUGUAUCCAAGAUCCAGAUGGGUCUUUUGGAUCAAGUUAUUGACCCGUUGCUUGCGUUAGACGGCGAUGAUGUGGCGGCGGUGACUGACGGAUUCGGUGUUGCGGCGGUUGCUGAGUUGGCGUUCCGGUGUGUUGCGACGGAUAAGGAUGAUCGUCCGGACGCUAAAGAGAUUGUUCAGGAGUUGAGGAGGAUUAGGAGCCAUACACGUGUGAGGGAUGAUGACGUGGCGAAAGAUUGACUGUUGGAUUAGAUUACGGAUGACGUAAUGUGAAUGUGAUGUAAGUAAAGUGUUGUUGACUGG